AUGAUAAAGUUUGAUCUAUUGAUAAAACAGUCCAUCACUUUCUCUCUCUCUUCAGCUGCUGUCUGUGACUCCGAUCCUGUCCUGAAGGUGGAUGAUGCUCACUCUAGUUCGGUGGUCCUGACACCUAUAUCAGAGGUCUCGUCUGCAGACCUGUCUGUGUCCUCCCCUCACUUCCAGAACCCGGACGGUCCACUCGAACCCACCGCUGCCACCAGCGAGACAGGUGCACAGCAGGACAACCCUACGGAGGACACACCGGCAGAGAAGGACCCCAAAAAGACCAAAAAACAUCUGCAUUGCCCCGUCUGCAAAGUCACAGUUAACUCCACCGUUCAGAUGGAUGCUCACAAUAGUGGCACCAAACAUAAACUAAUGAUGGAAGGCCAGAGUGUGUUGCCACGGCGACGAGGGAAGACACUGUCGUCCCGCCCCUCAUGUAAAAGCAAGCGAUUGGCCAGUAAAGGGAGUGUGGGCGUGGCCAGCAAGAGCUUCUACUGUGAAGUUUGCGAGAUCCAUGUUAACUCUGAGACUCAACUCAGCCAGCAUAUGAACAGUCGAAGGCAUAAGGAUAGACUGGCUGGAAAACCCCCGAAGCCCAAGUUCAACCCUCAUACCAAGAGUCAGCCUACCUCAGCAGCCUCGCAUGACAGAGAGGAAAGGAAAAAGAGAGAGGAAGUUACACGGGGGAGGAUGCUAGGAAACAAGCUCUUCAUGAUACAAGGAGGUGUCAGAUGGAACAGUUAUGCGGGAGGCGCAGUGUCUGCUCUGAAGAAAGUUAUCAACCAAUGCAAUCUCUCCUCUCUGUCCUCACAGACUAAACUGGCUCUACAGAAGCAAUUGACAAAAAAUUUGACCACCAGCUUCCUUACCUCCCCCAUAACUCCACCCACCCUCUGCGCAGUCACAGCCAAUCAUCUCGGACUGCGACACCCGCCGGGCACUACUUUCAUUCAGACGCCGAUCCUCGGCCCUGCCCUCUUUAGGCCAGCGCCCGGACCUCUGAGAGCAACACACACUCCCAUCAUAUUUUCCCCUUAUUGAUCACCUCGAAACCAUGCAAGCACGCUCUCACAACAAGGGGCACAUUCACGUGAUUUAGUCUUAUGAUCAGUUCUCAGUACUGACGGUCUCUGUGCAAACUUUGUCUGUGCUCCUUCUCUCUCCAAACUGUAUACACUUAAGUAUAUAAACACAAACACACACUCCCAUAGUGUUCCCUGUCCUCCUCAAAAACUGUGACUCUGAAAGAGUCACUCUUGAACUAUGCAGCAAAGGGAGAGAGAGUGUGUGAGAGGGAGAGAGAGAGCAAGACCAUAUAUGGGAAUAUGGGCGGGGCCUCAUUGAUAACACCAGCCCACUAUGCAGAUGAACGCUUUAAGAUAGGACAAGACUCAUAAAGGAGUGAAAGAGCUAUAAGAAGGAUAUUUAGUUUUGCUUUAUGAGAUAUUUAUCAUUAUACAGAUAUUAAUCAGGUUUUUAUUCUAGAAUUUAUUAGAGGAAAGAUAAUUUUAGAGACCUAUUACUGCAUUAGCUGUUUGUUUAGUGAGGAGAUGCAAACAUCCCUUUACUUGAUCCUUUUAUUUUUAAGUAUUUUAAAUUGUUAUCAGUCUGUUUUCUUGUCGUUCCACGUGGAUAUAUUGCCGUUGGUCUGUGUAUUCGCACACAUUUUGAGUAACCUCAUCUGACCGGCUUUUGUUAUAAACACAAAGCUCAUUGGUCUGUCAGUUUACAGAUGCCAAGGCUUUCUGUCAUGGGUAAUAACAGAAUAACACAGAGUACUAGUCUAAUAUAUGAACUUGACAGUUUGGUAGCAAGGCAACACACACACACACACUUGUCCCAAUCAGUGUCGUAAUUUUCUCAGUGUUGAUGCAUAGAUUAGAUGAUUUGAGAUUGCAGAUGCACACACACACACACAACCUCAGAUGAGAUGAUUACGGUUCAGUCACAGUUUGACGUGGCCUUUUAUGUCUGCAUAUUUUGCUCUCAGUAUUCCUUCUUUACGGCCUCACAAAGGUCAGUGUGCCUGUCAAAAAUCUGUCCACAUCCCAUCUUUAUUUAGAUCUAAAACGUUACCAUGUUAUUUUCUUGUGUGUGUGUGUCAUGAGUUCAGUACUCCUGAUCUUAUUCAGAAUAACAUUUUCGAUUCUAGAAGCAUCAUUGAUUUAUUUACAUAGAAGAGCCAUUGCCAAAACAUAAUGGCGGUCACUGAAAAUACAUCAGUACUGUUACAAUGAGGAUGCAGGUGUAAUUUCAAAUUACACUUGAAUAGCAACGUGUUAAAUUUCAGAUAUAUUAAACUCUCCUGCUACAAGUCUACACAAGUAUUCCUGUCAGUCUGAACCAGGUCACGUUGCUUUGCCUCAGAUGGUUUUGGAUGGACUAAGACUGAUUUUCUGUCUUCAGACAUGUAGAAUUAGACAUUACUGUUGAGUCUGUUGUUUGAUUGAAACCAUUUUUCACCAUUUUU
Messenger RNA from Carassius auratus (goldfish), 2470 nucleotides. Its product is annotated as zinc finger protein 385D-like. Gene Ontology annotation, cellular component: nucleus. Gene Ontology annotation, molecular function: zinc ion binding; nucleic acid binding. The transcript is spliced from 7 exons. Bases 1 to 1041 code for a protein of 346 amino acids. The record is from RefSeq and is a predicted model, not a curated record. NCBI's taxonomy places the organism in Eukaryota, Metazoa, Chordata, Actinopteri, Cypriniformes, Cyprinidae.